Messenger RNA from Aureobasidium uvarum, 432 nucleotides. The record is from the annotation of a GenBank genome assembly. Lineage: Eukaryota; Fungi; Ascomycota; Dothideomycetes; Dothideales; Saccotheciaceae.
AUGGGCUCCGUCGUUCUCCCCCAUCUCUCCAGCGGCUGGCACGUCGACCAAGCCAUCAUGUCGGAAGAAGACCGCCUGGUCGUCAUCCGCUUCGGCCGCGACUGGGACAAAGACUGCAUGCGCCAAGACGAAGUCCUCUACCGCAUCGCCGACCGCGUAAAGAAUUUCGCCGUCGUCUACGUGUGCGACCUCGACCAAGUGCCCGACUUCAACCAAAUGUACGAGCUCUACGAUCCCAUGACCAUCAUGUUCUUCUUCCGCAACAAGCACAUGAUGUGUGAUUUUGGAACCGGCAAUAACAAUAAGUUGAAUUGGGUGUUGGAAGACAAGCAGGAGUUGAUUGAUAUCAUCGAGACGAUCUAUAGGGGUGCGAAGAAGGGUAGGGGUUUGGUGGUCAGUCCCAAGGAUUACUCGACUAGGUACCGCUACUAG